GAGGGGCGGGCGCGUAACGACUCCUCUUCCUCUGCCUCUUUGGAGCGAGCGAGGACCGUGCGCGUGGAGCUCUGCCGCUGUCGUCAUGAGCCGCUUCAAAUUCAUUGAUAUUGGUGUUAACUUAACCGAUCCCAUGUUCAGAGGUAUAUACAGGGGUACCCAAAAACAUAAAGAUGAUUUCUUGGAUGUAAUAGACAGAGCAGUCAAAAUUGGGGUUCAAAAGCUCAUCAUCACAGGUGGAAGUUUGCAAGACAGUAAAGGCGCCUGGCAGCUGGCCCAAACAAAUGAAAUGUUUUACAGUACUGUCGGCUGCCAUCCCACGCGCUGUGGAGAAUUCGAUCAGGGCAAUCCUGACCGGUACUUAGAGGAGUUGCAAGAUUUAGCUGAGAAGAACAAAGGGAAAGUUGUCGCAGUUGGGGAGUGUGGCUUGGACUUUGACAGAUUAGAAUUCUGCCCCAAAGACACCCAGCUCAAGUAUUUUGAAAAACAGUUUGAUCUAGCUGAGCAAACCAAAUUGCCAAUGUUUUUGCACUGUAGGAAUUCGCACCCAGAAUUCAUAGAUAUUAUGAGACGAAAUAGAGAGAGGUGUAUGGGAGGAGUGGUUCACUCUUUUGAUGGCACCAAAGAAGAAGCAGCAGCUCUAAUAGAUCUUGAUCUUUAUAUAGGGGUUAAUGGUUGUUCUCUGAAAACUGAAGCCAACCUAGACACGGUGAAGUCAAUUCCCAGUGAAAGGUUAAUGAUAGAGACAGAUGCUCCCUGGUGUGGAGUGAAAAACACCCACGCGGGCUCAGAAUUUGUAAAAACCACAUUUCCAACCAAAAAGAAAUGGGAAGUAGGACACUGCCUGAAGGAGAGAAAUGAACUUUGCCAUAUAAUCCAGAUACUGGAAAUACUAGCAGCAGUUCGUGAAGAGGAGCCAUUAGAACUGGCCAAUAUUAUGUAUAACAACACUAUUAAAAUUUUCUUUCCAGAUAUGUAAAUCCAGUUAAUUCUGUUCAUAAAAUAAAAUAAUCUUAAAUAAUCUAAUUCCCUAAUUCUGAAAUCAUUAUUUAAAAGUAUGUUUGCCAUACAGAAUGGUUUGGUUAAAAAUGUGUGUGUGGAAAUCCUCCCUUUUAUUGUGAAUUUUCUGGCAUUUUAGUAAUGUUUUUCUUUCCCUGUAAUUCAGAUAAUUUUACUGUGUAACCGCACAGUAACCAGAUUUCUGCUCAAAAAAAUUAUCAUAGUGUUCCAUAAAUAAAUGUAUUUCCUUCAUUCCCCAAGUUUGUUUUCCUCUAUAAACAAAAUACUAGAAGGAAUGGUAUCUUUUAUGGAAACCUAAACUUUUCAUUUUUAGCUAUCAAGCUGGGAAUGAUGUUGUGUUAUGAUUUCAAACAGUAUUUUUUUAACUUUUGUCCAGGACUGAAAUGAAGAGGGAUUGAAACGUCCCUC
This is a messenger RNA of Protobothrops mucrosquamatus (brown spotted pit viper), 1428 nucleotides long. RefSeq names its product TatD DNase domain containing 1 (gene TATDN1). Gene Ontology annotation, cellular component: cytosol. The record is from RefSeq and is a predicted model, not a curated record. Gene Ontology annotation, molecular function: 3'-5'-DNA exonuclease activity. NCBI's taxonomy places the organism in Eukaryota, Metazoa, Chordata, Lepidosauria, Squamata, Viperidae. The transcript has 12 exons. Bases 86 to 979 code for a protein of 297 amino acids.